AUGCUUGACAACUUGAAGACCCAAAAACUUCAAAUCGCCUUAGAAAAGAUUCCUAAACGAACUCUCAAAGAUGCAGCAGGCAGAAUUCUUGAAUCCAAUAAUAGACUUAAAGCAGCUCUUCGCAGACUUUUCAUCCAGUUGCAAAAGAAACCUAAAGAAGCAGUUGAUACUUGAAAAGACUAUAUUGACUCCUGCAAGAAGAACGCUUUAUUAGAUGCUCUUAAGGCAAAGAAAUUACAAGAAUGCUUAAACAAGAUCCCUCAAAGAACUCUCAGAGACGCAAAUAAUCGAAUUCUAGGCCAAGGAGACAAAGUUGCUGGAGCUCUCAGAAGACUUGAAAUUACAAUUAAAAAAUCAGCUAGAGGAGCUUUCAAUAAAUGGGCAAACUUCUGUAAGGAUUGCAAGGAUAAGAAAAUGCUUGACAACUUAAGGACUCAGCAAUUAAAGAAUACUUUAAGAAAUCUACCAAAACGAACACUUAAAGAUGCUGCAGACCGUGUCAAGGGCCAAGGUGAUAAAGUCAAGGGAGCUUUAAGAGGAGCUGUUGUAGCUCUUAAGAAAGUACCAAGAGAUGCAUUGCAAAAGUGGAAGGACUUCGUAGAUGAUUGCAAGAAAAAGAAAGCUACUGAUGCUUUAACUGCUAAGAAAUUACAAACUGCACUUGAAAAAGUACCGAUUAGAACUCUUAAUCCUUUAAUUAAUAGUAAAACAAAAUUUUCCCUUUAAAAUGUAAGUCUAAUAUAAUUUUUAAUUUUUUAAAUAUAAAUCUUAUAUUAUUGUUUCCUCCUUAUAUAAUUUUUAAUAUUUUCUGAGUAAUCAUUAGUAAGAAGAAAUAUUGAUUUUUUCAAUUAAAAUUAUUCAUUUUUAAUUUGAAAUUGUUUUUUAUUUUAAAGAGGUAUAAUUAAUUGGUGAUUAUAUGACCAUAUAAAAAUAUCAUUAUUAAUAGGCAGAUGAAGUUAGAGAUGCUCAUAACCGACUUAUUGGUGAAGGAGAUAAAAUAGCUGGAGCUAUUAGAAGACUUGAUAUUAAUCUCAAGAAAAAGCCAAAACAAGCAUUUGAUAAAUGGAAGAACUAUCUCAAAGCAGUUAAUGAUAAGAAAGUAACAGAUAACCUCAAAACUCAACAGCUUAAAGAUGCCCUUAAGAAUAUUCCUAAGCGGACUAUUAGAGAUGCAGUCCAAAGAAUUAAAGGUGAUGGCGAUAAAGUUAAAGGAGCUUUAAGAGCUGCAUUGCUAAUUUUGAAGAAAGCACCAAAGCAAGCAUUUGAUAAAUGGAAAGACUUCUGCAAUGGCACUAAACAAAAGGAUUCAUUGGAUACUCUUAAGGCUGAAAAACUUAAAAACGGACUAAGGAAGAUUCCUGCUCGAACAUUGAGAGACGCUUUGAACCGAAUGGUUCCUGACGCUAAGAACGAUCUUCAUGCAGAAAAACUUAGAAAAGCGCUUGAUAAGAUCCCAUUACGCACUUUGAGAUCAGCAUUUAAUCCUAUUAUUCUUGACAACUCUGAUAAGAUCAAGUCUGCCUUAAGAAACCUCGCCAUUUUAUACUAUCAAAGACCUAGAGACUGUUUGAAUAAAUGGAAACUUGGAUGUGAAAAGAAGAAGACUGCGGAUUCCAACAAGAAACUCAAAGGAGCUAUGCUUAAGAACGCUCUUGAAAAGCCAGUACGAAAGCAAGUAAGAUCAGGAAGAGACAGAUGCCAACCAAGCGAUAAGGUCAAGAAGACUCUGCAGAUUUUCGCACUAAGAGCUGAAAAGAUGCCUAAGGAUGCGAUUAACAAAUGGAAAGCUUUCUUGAAUAUUGUUAAAAACGACAACCUUUCAGAUGCAGUAAGAGCACAAAAACUAAGAUACGCCCUUGAAAGAAUACCUAUAAGGACUCUGAAAAAUAAUUAUGACUAUAUUCUUCAAAGACAUGGAACCAGAGCUUUAGGAAUUUUGAGACUACUAUUCAAGCACUACCAAGAAAUGCCUAGUGAAGCUAUGAAGAAGUGGAAAGACUUUGUAAACUCUUGCAAGCAAGGAGAUCUUCUUAAUGCAGUUAACGCUCAGAAACUGAAAAUCGCAUUAGAAAGAAUUCCAAUUAGAACCACCAGAGAUGCCUACCAAAGAGUCUUAGGAGAUGGAGACAAACUUGCAGGAAAUAUCAGAAGAAUCCUCAUUCAACUGCAAAAGAAACCAAGAGUAGCUUUCAAUAUCUGGAAACAAUACAUUCAAGACUGCAAAGCAAGAAACUUGUUCGAUAAUGUCAGAUCUCAGAAAUUAAAGAAUGCUUUAGAACGAAUUCCUAAGAGAACACUCAAAGACGUAACUCAAAGAAUCAUUGGAGGAGGUGACAAAGUCAAAGGAGCAAUCAAGAAUGUAAUGAAUGCAAUGAUCAGAAAACCAAGAGACGCUCUUCAGAAGUGGAAAGACUACAUUAAAGACUGCCAGACAAAGAAAGCUGUAAACGCUCUCAAAGCUAACAAACUCAAGACUUCUUUAGAGAAGGUUCUUCCAAGAACCCUUAGAGACGCUCAUAACCGAAUUAUUGGCCAAGGAAGCAAGAUAUUAGGAGCUCUUCGCAGAAUGGAAAUCCAACUCAAGAAUAAGCCACGAAACGCAUUCAAUAAAUGGAAGCUCUAUCUUCAAGCUUGUAAAGAAAAAGGACUUCUCGACAACGUAAGAACCCAAAAAUUAGCCAACAUUGCACUUGCAAUUCCUCGUAGAACUCUUAGAGAAGCUUAUCAAAGAGUUGUUGGAGAAGGAGACAAAGUCUUAGGAGCACUAAGAAGGCUCGAGAUUACAUUAAAGAGAUCCCCUAAGCAAGCAUUUGACAAAUGGGCUAAGUUUGCAAAGGAUUGCAAUUCUAAGAAUAUGCUUGAUAACUUGAGAACUCAAAAACUUAAAAGCGCUUUAGAAAAGAUCCCUACUCGAACCAUGAAAGAUGCAGCAGAUAAAAUCCUUGGAAAUGGCAAUAGACUUAAAGGAGCACUUCGCAGACUUUGGAUCCAAUUGCAAAGGAAGCCAAAAGAUGCAUUUGAGAAAUGGAAAGAUUUUGUGCACGACAGCAAAAAGAAUAACUUACUAGACGCUCUGAAAGCUAAGCAAUUGCAAGACUCUUUGCUUAAGAUCCCUCAAAGAACUAUUAGAGAUGCUUAUAAUAGAAUUACUGGCCAAGGUAACCAAGUCGCAGGAGCUCUAAGAAGACUUGAAAUCACACUUAAGAAAAAAGAAGGAGCUGCCUUUAAUAAGUGGAUCAAUUUCUGCAAAGACAUCGAUAAAAAGAAAAUGAUUGAUAAUUUGAGAACACAACAACUAAAGAAUGCAUUGAGAAAUAUUCCUAAGAGAACAAUGAAAGACGCUACUGAUCGUAUCAAAGGAGAAGGCGAUAAAGUCAAAGGAGCUAUAAGAACAGCCAUUUUGGCGCUUAAGAGAAAGCCUCGAGAUGCAUUGCAAAAAUGGAAGGACUUUGUAGAAGAUUGCAAGAAAAAGAAGACCUUAGAUGCAUUAAAUGCUAAGAAGCUGCAAACUGCCCUUGAAAAGCUACCUCAGAGAACCCUUAGAGAUGCUCAUAAUAGAAUUGUUGGAGAAGGUAACAAAGUUGCUGGAGCCCUCAGAAGACUUGAAAUUAAUUUAAAGAAAAAGCCAAAGCAAGCAUUUGAUAAGUGGAAAGACUAUCUCAGAGCUGUCAAAGAAAAGAAACUUAUGGACAACGUCAGAGUUCAACAACUUAGAGCAGCAAUGAAGAAUAUCCCUAGAAGAACCUUGAAAGAUGCAGCUGAAAGAGUUAAAGGAGAAGGCGACAAAGUUAAAGGAGUCUUAAGAGCAGCACUUUCAGCUAUUAAGAAAGCACCAAAGCAAGCAUUUGAUAAAUGGAAGGAUUGCAUUAGAGGAACUAAAGAUAAAGAAACACUGGUAGCUUUGAACGCUAAGAAAUUGCACACAGCCCUCGAAAAGAUUCCACAGCGAACUAUGCGCGAUGCUUAUAACCGCAUUACAAGCGAUAGCAAUAUCGUUAAAAGUGCUAUAAGAGGAAUUGUGAUUGCACUUAAUAAGAAAUCCAGAGAAGCUUUUGAUAUUUGGAAUAAGUUCAACAAAGACUGCAACAAGAAGAAUGUUAUGGAUCAGCUGAAAACCGAAAAAUUAAGAAAUGCUUUAGCUAAUAUUCCUAGACGAAUUCUGAAGGAUGCUCACAAUAGAAUUAUUGGACAAGGCAAAGUUGUAGCCGGAGCACUCAGAAGACUUCAGAUAGCAAUUAAUAAGAAGCCUAAGCAAGCCUUUGAUAAAUGGAAAGAUUUCGUGAAUGACACUAAGACAAAGAAAGUUUUGGACAACUUAAGAUCUGAGAAAUUACGAAAUACUUUAGCGAAAAUACCUUUGCGCACAACAAGAGAUGCCUUUGAAAGAGUCAUUGGAGGAGGAGACAAAGUUAAAGGUGCUCUAAGACGUCUAAUGCUUACUUUACAGAAGAAGACUAAAGCUGCUUUCGACAAGUGGAAUAAGUUCAACAGAGAUUGCACAGACAAGAAGCUUACUGAUAACACUCGCACAGAAAAACUUAGAAAUGCUUUAGCAAGAAUUCCAAUAAGAACUGUUAAAGAUGCUGCUGAUCGAAUUCUCGGAGGAAACAACAAAGUCGCUGGAGCCCUUAGAAGACUUGAAAUCUCAAUCACAAAGAAGCCUAAGCAAGCCUUCAAUAAAUGGAAAGACUUUAUUCAAGACGUCAAAGAACAGAAACUUGUUGACAAUGUCAGAGCUAAAAAUCUCAACGAUGUACUAAUUCGCCGAAAACUAAAUAUAAUAUUAUAAUCUGAUGAGAAAAUUGUUUUUAUUAUUAAAUAUAUUGGAUUAAUUAAUAAAUUGCUUUGAAAUUGUAGAAGAGAUGGGAUAAGAAGAAUCCCAUUGAGAACCUCAAAGGAUGCUUUCAACAGAAUCAUUGGCCAAGGAAACAACGUUGCAGGUGCUUUAAGAAGGUUUGAAAUUUCUCUACAAAAGAAGCCUAAGCAAGCAUUUGAUCUAUGGAAAGACUACGUUAAAGCAACUAAAGACAAGAAAAUAUUAGAUGCGUUGAAUGCUCGCAAAUUAAAUGAUGCUUUAGCCAAGAUUCCUGUUCGAACACUUACAUCAUUUAUGUCGAAAUAAAUUUGUAUUAAAAGAGCAUUUAUUUUUUUAAUUUUUAAUUUUUUAUUUAUUAUCAUAUAAUAUAAUAAAUUAAAUAAUUAAUUUUAAAUUAAAAUUUCUUAUGACUUUAGUAUUAAAGUGUUGAAUACAAUAAGAAUUCCAAUAAAAUUCCUUGAGAGGAGAAUUAGAAAUAGCUUCAACAGUAUUGUUGCUACCAAAGACAGGCUCAUUGGAGCACUCAAAGCCUUAGCACGAAGAGCUGAAAGAAUGCCUAAAGUUGCUUUUGAUAAGCUAGCCAAGAAUGCAAACAAAGCUAAAGCUGAUAAUUUGAAAGAAGAACUUAAAGGCCAGCAAUUGAAGAAUGUCCUGAGAAAGAUACCAGCUAGAACCUUAAGAGAUGCUUACGGAAAUAUUGUUCCUGAUACUAAGAAUGAUAAACUUCAAGGAGAAAAACUUAGAAAAGCACUUGAUAAGAUCCCAUUACGUACUUUGAGAUCUGCAUUUAAUCCUAUUAUUCUUGUUAAUGCUGAUAAGAUUAAGUCUGCCUUGAGAAAUCUUGCCGUUUUAUACUAUCAAAGACCUAGAGAUUGCUUAAAUAAAUGGAAACUUGGAUGUGAAAAGAAGAAGACUGCUGAUUCCAACAAGAAACUCAAAGGAGCUAUGCUUAAGAACGCUCUUGAAAAACCAGUCCGAAAACAAGUAAGAUCAGGAAGAGACAGAUGUCAGCCAAGCGAUAAGGUAAAGAAGACUCUACAAGUUUUUGCACUUCGAGUUGAAAAGAUGCCUAGAGACGCUAUUAGCAAAUGGAAAGCUUUCUUAAACCUUGAGAAGAACGACAACCUCUCAGAUGCAAUAAGAGCUGAAAAAUUAAAUCUCCCUGUGAUCAAGCCAAGCAUUGAAAAAAUCUCUUUUUUUAGCAAAAUUUUUAUAUAUUUUAAAAAUUUUUAAUAUAUAAGUAAUAAUAAUUAUUAUUAUAAAAUCUUUUAACCAGUUCUGAUUUACAUUCUAAAAGAUAAUUUAUAUAUAUUAAAUUACUUUAAUUUAAAUUUUGUGAAAUUUUUGCAUCGAAAAAAGAAUUUACUAUAACAUUGAUAAAUUAAAUUUUUCUCACAGAGAGUAAGAUAUGCACUUGGCAGAAUUCCUAUCAGAACACUGAAAAAUAAUUAUGACUAUAUUCUGCAAAGACAUGGAACCAGAGCUUUAGGAAUUUUGAGACUACUAUUCAAGCACUAUCAAGAAAUGCCUAGUGAAGCCAUGAAGAAAUGGAAAGACUUUGUAAACUCUUGCAAGCAAGGAGAUCUUCUUAAUGCAGUAAACGCUCAGAAACUGAAAAUCGCAUUAGAAAGAAUUCCUACUAGAACCACCAGAGAUGCCUACCAAAGAAUCUUACAUCCAUAUCUAAGGAUGAGCUAAAUUAUUUGGUUUGCUAAUAUUUUUAAUUAUUAGAAAUCUAAAAACUCUGCAAUGUAUUUCAUUAAAUUAAUCUUAGAAUUAUAAUUAAAGAAUAUAGUAAAAAUUAAUAUCAAGCUGUUAUUAAAAUGUAUGUUUCAAUAUAGCUAAUUCUUUAAUACUUUAAAAUUUGUACUUUCGAUAAUAUCUUUUUUUAUUAAAUGAGUUAGGAGAUGGAGACAAACUCGCAGGAAAUGUCAGAAGAAUCCUCAUUCAGCUUCAAAAGAAACCAAGAGUUGCCUUCAACAUCUGGAAGCAAUACAUUCAAGACUGCAAAGCAAGAAACUUGUUCGAUAAUGUCAGAUCUCAGAAAUUAAAGAACGCUUUAGAACGAAUUCCUAAGAGAACACUCAAAGACGCAACUCAAAGAAUCAUUGGAGGAGGUGAUAAAGUUAAAGGAGCAAUCAAGAAUGUAAUGAAUGCAAUGAUAAGGAAACCAAGAGACGCUCUUCAGAAGUGGAAAGACUACAUUAAAGAUUGUCAGACAAAGAAAGCUGUAAACGCUCUCAAAGCUAACAAACUUAAAAAUUGCUUAGAGAAGGUUCUUCCAAGAACCCUUAGAGACGCUCAUAACAGAAUUAUUGGUCAAGGAAGCAAGAUAUUAGGAGCUCUUCGCAGAAUGGAAAUCCAACUCAAGAAUAAGCCACGAAACGCAUUCAAUAAAUGGAAGCUCUAUCUUCAAGCUUGUAAAGAAAAAGGACUUCUCGACAACGUAAGAACCCAAAAAUUAGCCAACAUUGCACUUGCAAUUCCUCGUAGAACUCUUAUCCCAACUUAAAAAUAAAUUUAAAAUAUUAAUCUCAAUAAUCCAAUAUUUUUCUACACAUAAAAAUAAUGUGUAAAAUAUUUUAAAAAAUCUACAAUAAGAGUUAGAGAAGCUUAUCAAAGAGUUGUUGGAGAAGGAGACAAAGUCUUAGGAGCACUAAGAAGGCUCGAGAUUACAUUAAAGAGAUCCCCUAAGCAAGCAUUUGACAAAUGGGCUAAGUUUGCAAAGGAUUGCAAUUCUAACUUUAACAAAUACAAUAUUGACAAUUAUUUUAAAAUUUACAAUAAACAUGGGAUACUAUUUUUUUACUCCCUCCUUGGGCUUGCAAAGAAAAAUUUUGCUCUAUCAAGGAGGCUAGCGUUUUUAAAGGAAAUUUUAUAUUAAUUUUUGACGAAAUUUAAAUAAUUCGAACUUUAAAGUAAAAACUUAUUUAAUUUCUAAAAUUUAUGUUUUAGAAUGAAGUGUGUUUAAUUAGCAUAAUUAGCCUGGGGAUUUGAUUUAUUAUAAUUAUCAUUCAUACAUUAGAAUAUUUUUAUAUUUAAAGAAUUUAGCUCACAGAGAUUUUUUUCCAACUAAAUAGGGAUUUUUCCAAUGGCUUACCUGCAAACGAAGGGGAGUUAGAUAUUAAUGUAAGUUUGUAUUUCAAAUGGGUAAGAAUAUGCUUGAUAACUUGAGAACUCAAAAACUUAAAAGCGCUUUAGAGAAGAUCCCUACUCGAACCAUGAAAGAUGCAGCUGAUAAAAUCCUUGGAAAUGGCAAUAGACUUAAAGGAGCACUUCGCAGACUUUGGAUCCAAUUGCAAAGGAAACCAAAAGAUGCAUUUGAGAAAUGGAAAGAUUUUGUGUACGAUAGCAAGAAGAAUGGCUUAUUAGACGCUCUGAAAGCUAAGCAAUUGCAAGACUCUUUGCUUAAGAUCCCUCAGAGAACUCUUACAUCACCUCUAUGCUAUUAAUUUAAGCUAAAAAAAGAUAUAAUAAAAUCAUACUUAUAUAUAUUAUGCUCAGAUUUUAUUAAAUUUAUUAAUAAAAAUAUAUUAUACAAGUUAGAGAUUCUUACAAUAGAAUUAAUGGAGAAGGAAAUAAAUUAGCUGGAGUAUUCAGAAGACUUGAAAUAACUCUAAAGAAAUCACCAAAGGCUGCUUUCGAUAAGUGGGCUGACUUCUGCAAGGAUUGUGAGAAGAAGAAAAUGAUUGAUAAUCUAAGAACUCAGCAAUUAAAGAACGCAUUGAGAAAUAUCCCUAAAUCUCCGAUUUUAUUUUAUUUAAUUUUUUUGUUAAAUUGAGCAAUGAUAAAAUUAAAUAAAUUUUUUGUCAUUAAUAUUUAUAAUGUGCUAUUGAAAGAGUAAGAGAACAAUGAAAGAUGCUGCUGAUCGUGUCAAAGGAGAAGGUGAUAAAGUUAAAGGAGCUAUCAGAGGGGCAAUUAUGGCACUUAAGAAAAAACCUAGAGAUGCAAUGCAAAAGUGGAAGGACUUUGUAGAAGAUUGCAAGAAAAGAAAGACUUUAGAUGCAUUAAAUGCUAACCCUACUACUUAGUUAAAGAGAAAAAUCUUGUUUCUGUACAAUUUUUUUAAAAUCCCAGUCACAAGUAUUUAAACUUGUCUAAUUUAAUUUAUAAAAUCAACAUUUUAGGGUGCAAGCUCUUUCAAAUUUCAUAACAGUAGCUAGGACAUUGAUAUUAUAAUCAUUAUAUAUAUAUUAAAUUAUUAAAAUUUUUUUACUGCGAGCCAACUUAAAAUUAAAUUUUUAUAAUGAUUUUUACUCAUUUAUGGAGGUGAGAGUAAGAAACUACAAACUGCCCUCGAAAAACUACCUCAGAGAACUCUUAGAGAUGCUCAUAAUAGAAUUGUUGGAGAAGGUAACAAAGUUGCUGGAGCCCUCAGAAGACUUGAAAUUAACUUACUCACUCGUUUAGUUAGCAAGCAAAACGGUUAGAAAAAUUCCUAUAUUUGGGAAAUUACUAUUUAUAAUAUAAAACUUUCCAUAAAUAUUUGAUAAUAUUUAAAACGAUUCUCUAGCUAAUUUUAUUAUAUCAUUUUUUUUUGUGAAAAAAUUGGACCUUGCUCACUAAGCAAUGGAGUGAUUUAAAGAAAAAGCCAAAGCAAGCAUUUGAUAAGUGGAAAGACUAUCUCAGAGCUGUCAAAGAAAAGAAACUUAUGGACAACGUCAGAGUUCAACAACUUAGAGCAGCAAUGAAGAACAUCCCUAGAAGAACCUUGAAAGAUGCAGCUGAAAGAGUUAAAGGAGAAGGCGACAAAGUUAAAGGAGUCUUAAGAGCAGCACUUUCAGCUAUUAAGAAAGCGCCAAAGCAAGCAUUUGAUAAAUGGAAGGAUUAUAUUAGAGGAACUAAAGAUAAAGAAACACUGGUAUCUUUGAACGCUAAGAAAUUGCACACAGCCCUCGAAAAGAUUCCACAGCGAACUAUGCGCGAUGCUUAUAACCGCAUUACAAACGAUAGCAAUAUCGUUAAAAGUGCUAUAAGAGGAAUUGUGAUUGCACUUAAUAAGAAAUCCAGAGAAGCUUUUGAUAUUUGGAAUAAGUUCAACAAAGACUGCAACAAGAAGAAUGUUAUGGAUCAGCUGAAAACUGAAAAAUUAAGAAAUGCUUUACUCUCAUCUUUAUAUUUUUAUCUAUGAUAUAAUUUCCUAGUAUAGUUUAUUUUUGCUUUUAUAAGUGAAAUGAUUUUUAAAAUGGAAAAAAAAAUUAAUAUAUAUGUCAAAAUUUUUUUCACAUUUUAAAAUUAAUUAGCCGUAGAUAAUCAAAUAAAAAAUUUUGUUAAUCCAUUGUAAAGACCAGGACGGCAUUUAGCUAACCCUGGGCUACCAGCUUUCGCUUCUACUUGGGGAUAUGAUUCGAUGCAUAAGUUCAACCAACUCCACGAGUUGGCAAAUGGCAAAUAUAUAUUCAUUUUUUAACACUUGGGAGCCGAACACCACAUGUUGGAGUAAAAAUUUGGUAGCUCAGGGCCAGCUAAAUGCCGUCCUGGGCUAUAAAUUGACUUAUUAAAAUAAUUUAAAAUAUUUAUUGAAGUAGCGUUAGCUAAUAUUCCUAGACGAAUUCUGAAGGAUGCUCACAAUAGAAUUAUUGGACAAGGCAAAGUUGUAGCCGGAGCACUCAGAAGACUUCAGAUAGCAAUUAAUAAGAAGCCUACCUCUUCCCUUUUUAAAGUGGAACAAAGAUCUAGUAAACUUUUAUCAAUAAACAAACUAUAAAAAAUAUUUAUAAAAUUCAUCGAUUUAAAGAGGUAAUAUUAAAUUUUAAUUCAAAAUAAAACAAAUUGGUAACAUUAAAUUGGGUAUUAUUUAUAUAGAAAUUAUUAUUUUGUUUAAAUAGGAAUUGGUUUACUCAAAAAUGGAUUUUGUUCAAAUUUAAAAAGAGGUAGUAAGCAAGCCUUUGAUAAAUGGAAAGAUUUCGUGAAUGAUACUAAAACAAAGAAAGUUUUGGACAACUUAAGAUCUGACUUUCCGUCUAUGAAAUAGCUAAAAUGAGAAAUUUGUUAAAAUAAUAAUAAUCAAUUUUAAUAGAUACAAAGCUAUUGCGAUCUUUGAUUUUUAUUUAAUUAAUAAAACAAAAAAGCAUAAAAUUGUUAUAUCGAAUAAGGUUUGGAAUGAGAAAUUACGAAAUACUUUAGCGAAAAUACCUUUGCGCACAACAAGAGAUGCCUUUGAAAGAGUCAUUGGAGGAGGAGACAAAGUUAAAGGUGCUUUAAGACGUCUAAUGCUUACUUUACAGAAGAAGACUAAAGCUGCUUUCGACAAGUGGAAUAAGUUCAACAGAGAUUGCACAGACAAGAAGCUUACUGAUAACACCCGCACAGAAAAACUUAGAAAUGCUUUAGUGAGAAUUCCAAUAAGAACUGUUAAAGAUGCUGCUGAUCGAAUCCUCGGAGGAGACAAUAAAAUCGCUGGAGCCCUUAGAAGACUUGAAAUCUCAAUCACAAAGAAGCCUAAGCAAGCCUUCAAUAAAUGGAAAGACUUUGUUCAAGACGUCAAAGAACAGAAACUUGUUGACAAUGUCAGAGCUAAAAGUCUCAACGAUGUCCUUAGAAAGAUCCCAUUGAGAACUUCAAAGGAUGCUUUCAAUAGAAUUAUUGGCCAAGGAAACAACGUUGCAGGCGCUUUACGAAGACUUGAAAUUUCGCUCCAAAAGAAGCCUAAAUCACCUAUUUGUAACGUUUAUAAUAUUUUACUCAAUAUUGGAAGGGGCUGAAUUUAUAUAAUAUUUUUAAUUUAAUGAAUUAUACAUUUCAUGCUUUGUCUACAAUUGUAGUACUUUUGUUGUAAUCACAUUAAUUAAUUAUUAAUAAAAACAAAAAAUUAAAUAAAAUAAUUUUCCUUAAUGAUUUUGCCCAUUAAUCAAGGCUAAGGAGUAAGCAAGCAUUUGAUCUAUGGAAAGACUACGUUAAAGCAACUAAAGACAAGAAAGUAUUAGAUGCGUUGAAUGCUCGCAAAUUAAAUGAUGCUUUAGCCAAGAUUCCUGCUCGAACACUUACAUCAUUUAUGUUGGAAAUUUUUUUUUAGUGAUUUUUUAAAGCUUCAUUAAAUUGGAGAUAAAUUGCAUCACAAAUAUUCGAAGUUAAUUAUUUAAGAGGAGAAUUAGAAAUAGCUUCAACAGUAUUGUUGCUACUAAAGACAGAGUCAUUGGAGCACUCAAAGCCUUAGCCCGAAGAGCUGAAAGGAUGCCUAAGGUCGCUUUUGAUAAAUUAGCUAAGAAUGCAAAUAAAGCUAAGACUGAUACUUUGAAGGAGCAAGCUGAUAAUUUGAAAGAAGAGCUUAAAGGUCAGCAAUUGAAGAAUGUUCUAAGAAAGAUACCAGCCAGAACAUUAAGAGAAGCCUACGCAAAAAUUGUUCCUGAUACUAAGAAUGAUAAACUUCAAGGAGAAAAACUUAAUCCCAUUUCAUCAGAAAAAUAUUAUUAAUAAAAAAUAGGUUCAUAAAAUAAAGAUGAUUGAAAUUUAUACAAGAACUUAUUUUAUUUAAAAUUAUGAUAAUGAAAAAGUUAGAAAAGCUCUAGACAAGAUUCCUAUUCGCACUUUGAGAUCUGCAUUUAAUCCUAUUAUUCUCGUUAACGCUGACAAGAUCAAGUCUGCCUUGAGAAACCUCGCCGUUUUAUACUAUCAAAGACCUAGAGAUUGCUUACUCCCCACCUUUAAAAUUGGAAUAAAAAAAUUGCAUUUAUUUAGUACUUUCCCACAUACAUAAAAUGGCCGGAGACGAGCGACCCUUCCUUCCGUGGCGGGUGUCCUUAUGUAUACCGGACAUGGUUUUUGGAUGCGGAGAGCUACUCAAGGAAAGAGUUAGCCUCGAGGCGAGAGGCCCAGCCCAAUUUCCGCUGAUUUUGGGACUCGACCCGGGCAGCAGUUUUUCGCAUUCUUUUUGUCAGUAGCGCCAAGGCCCAGACUCGGUGUCCGAAAGAGGCAGGGUGAGUUACCUGCCUAGGCUACUUGGUGGCUUAGCCCCGAAUCCCGCAAGGGGUUGAGUUCUUUCUUGGAGAUGAUCCGGGAAAGAGGAAGGCGAAGCUAGACUUGGGGAUCUCAAGGGCACAAGUCUCUCCAGUUAAAAGGGUCCUCUUACGAGGGCGAUCUGGCCAACCGGAGGCAAAGACUGGCGUAAUUCGGGGCGGAAGGCUGAGUUGGAAAUGGUGGUGCUCAGCGACAGUCGGCUGACGACUCAAUAGGGCAACCACUACCGAGAAACCAGGGUUUCGGCCUGGGCUCAGAGAACCAGUGAUGGAAGUCCAUCCUUUUCGCUCGUGCCAGCACGGCUCCUCAAGUUGCGCGGAGGAAUGCCACGCAUGGAAGUAGGGACUAUAAAUGCACAUCUUAAACCUAAACCUAACCUAACCUAACCUUACCUUUAUUCAGUACGUUCCCAUUUAAAUCGGAACAACUUUUUUUUUCAAUUGGAAAAUUUUAUCGAUCAAAAUACUAAUUUUAUAAAAUUAGUUUUGACCUAAUUUAAUAGAAAAAAUCCCAGCAAAAUAUUAUUAAACAGUUUAUACAUUGGUCAAUUAAGCUCUAUUUAAUUUUUCAUAAAAAAUAAAUUAAAAUUCGGGUAUAGUGCUAAAUUAAUAUUUUUCAAAAGAUUUAAAAGGAAAAUAUUAAUUUUUAUAAAAUUAUCACCUAAUGUAAUAAAAAAAGUGAAUUAGACUUUCUUUUCAACGUUUUUCGCCUUGAAUCGAUUAAUUUUUUUAUUUAAUUUUUUUAUAAAAAUAAAUUAAAAUUCUUUUAAAAUUUAGAAAAAUUUAAGUAUAUAUUUUUUGUAAAUAAAAUUAACCCCUUAAUUUGAACAGGACUUUUGUUCCAAUUUGAAGGGAUGAUGAGUUAAAUAAAUGGAAACUUGGAUGUGAAAAGAAGAAGACUGCUGAUUCCAACAAGAAACUCAAAGGAGCCAUGCUUAAGAACGCUCUUGAAAAACCAGUCCGAAAACAAGUAAGAUCAGGAAGAGACAGAUGCCAGCCAAGCGAUAAGGUAAAGAAGACUCUACAAGUUUUUGCACUUCGAGUUGAAAAGAUGCCUAGAGACGCUAUUAGCAAAUGGAAAGCUUUCUUAAACCUUGAGAAGAACGACAACCUCUCAGAUGCAGUAAGAGCCCAAAAACUAAGAUAUGCACUUGACAGAAUACCGAUUAGGACUCUGAAAAAUAAUUAUGACUUUAUUUUGCAAAGACAUGGAACCAGAGCUUUAGGAAUAUUGAGAUUGCUGUUCAAACAUUAUCAAGAAAUGCCUAGUGAAGCCAUGAAGAAAUGGAAAGACUUUGUUAACAAUUGCAAGCAAGGAGACCUACUUAACGCUGUAAACGCUCAGAAACUGAAAAUCGCAUUAGAAAGAAUUCCUGCAAGGACCAUCAAAGAUGCGCAUCAAAGAAUCUUAGGAGAUGGAGACAAAUUCGCAGGAAAUGUUAGAAGAAUCCUUAUUCAGCUUCAAAAGAAACCAAGAAUUGCCUUCAACAUCUGGAAACAAUACAUUCAAGAUUGUAAGACAAGAAACUUAUUCGACAAUGUCAGAUCCCAGAAAUUAAAGAAUGCUUUAGGAAGGAUACCGAAGAGAACAAUCAAUUCAAUUAGAUUUAUCACGUUCAAGGUCCACUACCAGGUCAGGUGUCAGAUAGAAGCAACCACUCAUCCCUCACUUUCAGAUAAAUUCAUCAGGAAAUAGCUUCAUAAUUAAAAUAUGCAAGAGAAAAAUAUCGGUUUGGAGACCGGAAAAUUUAAAAUGUGCCAUAUUUUAAAUUAUCCGAAGAGAACAAUCAAAGAUGCAACUCAAAGAAUCAUCGGAGGAGGUGAUAAAGUCAAAGGAGCAAUCAAGAAUGUAAUGAAUGCAAUGAUAAGGAAACCAAGAGACGCUCUUCAGAAGUGGAAAGACUACAUUAAAGACUGUCAGACAAAGAAAGCUGUAAAUGCUCUCAAAGCAAACAAACUCAAGACUUCCUUACUCCCCCUCUCUGUCAGCAAACAAAACCAUUAAAAAUUCUCCAUUUUUGCCUAAAAAUCCACUGUGAUCGAACAAGGAAUUUCGGAAAACAAAAUAUUUUGAUAAUUAUUAUAAUGAAAUUUCUAACUAAUUCUGUUGAAUUCUAAACAGCUUGCAUUUUUAAAACAUAAAGUAUAAUUUAAAUUAAUAUUUGUUUUAAAUUAUUUUGAAUUUUUUUUAAAUUUUGAAAACAAAAAUCCUCUUAAACGAACAAAAUUUUUUGUUUGCUCAAAGGGGAGGGGAGCUAGAAAAAGUUAUACCAAGAACUCUAACCUCCUAUUUUAUAAAAAUUAUCUAUAGAUUAUUUUUUAAAACCUUUUCAGGUCUAUUUUAACACAAGUAAUAUUCCAUAUGCUUUUUUAAUUUUCUCUUAAAAUAUCAAGAAAAUUUAUAAUAAUUUAUAUAAAUUUGCUUGAAAUGCUAUUUUUUUUGUUUUUUCUAUUUAUUAUUAAAAAUAGCACUAACAUAUUUAUCUUGGAGAAGUAAGAGAUGCUCAUAACCGAAUUGUUGGCCAAGGAAGCAAAAUAUUAGGAGCUCUUCGCAGAAUGGAAAUUCAGCUCAAGAAUAAGCCACGAAAUGCAUUCAAUAAAUGGAAACUCUAUCUUCAAGCUUGUAAAGAAAAAGGACUGCUCGAUAAUGUAAGAAGCCAAAAAUUAGCCAACAUUGCACUUGCCAUUCCUCGACGAACUUUAAGAGACACUUACCAAAGAAUAGUUGGUGAAGGUGACAAAGUUUUAGGUGCCCUAAAGAAACUUGAAGUGGCCUUAAAGAGAUCCCCUAAGCAAGCCUUUGACAAAUGGGCUAAGUUCGCUAAAGACUGUGGUACAAAGAACAUGCUCGACAACCUAAGAACUCAAAAACUUCAAAACGCCUUAGAAAAGAUUCCUAAACGAACCAUAAAGGAUGCAGCUGACAGAAUCCUUGGAGCUGGCAACAAAGUUAGAGGCGCACUUCGCAGACUUUUCAUUCAGCUUCAAAAGAAGCCUAAAGACGCCUUUGAGAAAUGGAAAGACUUCGUCAACGAUUGUAAGAAGAAUGGCUUGCUUGACGCUCUCAAAGCUAAAAAACUGCAAGAUUUAGUCCUUAAAAUCCCACAGAGAACUAUCAGAGACGCCUACACCCGGGUUGUAGGCCAAGGGAACCAAAUAGCAGGAAUAUUCAGAAGGCUUGAAAUUACAUUAAAGAAAUCCGCAAAAGGAGCCUUCAGCAAAUGGGCAAACUUCUGCAAGGACUGCAACACCAAGAAAAUGCUUGACAACGUACGAACUCAGCAGCUUAAGAACCUUCUGCAAAGCAUCCCACGAAGAACCUUAAAAGACGCCACAGACCGCAUCAAAGGAGAAGGCGACAAAGUCAAAGGAGCCAUGCGCAGCAUCAUUAACAGUCUCAAACGAAAGCCUAAAGACGCCUUUGAAAAAUGGAAAGCUUACCUAAGUGAUAUCAAGACUAAAAACGUUUUGGACGCCCUAAACGCUAAGAAGUUACAAGCGGCCCUUGGCAAAGUCCCUCAAAGAACUCUUAGAGACUCCCUCAGCCGUCUCAUAGGAGAAGGCAGCAAAUUGGCAGGCGCCAUCAGAAGACUUGACAUCAACCUCAAGAAGAAGCCCAAAGAAGCCUUCGAAAAGUGGAAGAAAUACGUCAGAGACUGCAACGAAAAGAAAAUCAUGGACAAUCUCAAGACUGAGAAGCUUAAACAUGCAGUAGAGAGAAUUCCUCGAAGAACCCUAAAAGAUGCAAUAGGAAGAGUUAUAGGAGAAAGCGACAAACUGAAAGGGGCUCUAAGGACUAUUCUUUCUGCAUUGAAGAGAUCACCUAAACAAGCUUAUGACAAGUGGAAAGACUUUGUUAAUGAUUGCAAGAAUAAAAAUUCAUUAGAUGCAUUGAACGCCAAGAAGCUGCAGACUACACUUGAAAAACUGCCUCAGAGGACCAUGAGAGAUGCAUAUUCUCGCAUUUUGGGUGACAAUAACAUUGUAAAAGGUGCUAUAAGAAGGAUCAUGAUUUCGCUUAACAAGAAGACUAAAGAAGCCUUUGACCUAUGGGAACAGUUCAAUAAACAAGCCAAGAAAAAGACCAUCUUAGACCAGCUGAGGACUGAAAAACUAAGAAAUGCUUUAUCCAAUAUUCCAAGACGUGUCAUUAAGGACGCUCACAACCGCAUUAUUGGACAAGGCAAAGCUGUAGCUGGAGCCCUCCGAAGACUUCAAAUAGCUAUUAACAAGAAGCCGAAACAAGCUUUCGAUAAAUGGAAAGACUUUAUCCAUGACAUUGAGACCAAGAAAGUCCUUGAUAAUUUAAGGUCAGAAAAACUGAGAUCAACACUCGCAAAAUUACCAUUAAGAACUGUCAAAGAUACUGUAGAAAGGAUCAUUGGAGGAGGCGACAAAGUAAAAGGAGCUUUAAGAAGGAUUAUGCUGGCACUACAAAAGAAGACUAAGACUGCCUUCGAUAAAUGGAGAAUCUUCACCAAAGACUGCAAUGAAAAGAAAUGGACUGACAAUGCAAGGACUGAAAAAUUAAGAAAUGCAUUAGCCAAGAUCCCUGCAAGGAUCGUCAAAGAUGCAGCUGAUAGGAUUAUUGGAGGAAACAAUAAGGUCGCUGGAGCACUUAGAAGGCUUGAAAUUGCAAUUACAAAGAAGCCGAAGGCUGCUUUCGAUAAGUGGAAGAACUAUUUGCAAGCUUGCAGAGAAAAGAAAUUAAUGGACAAUGUCAAAGCGACUAGUCUUGAAAACACGCUUAAGAAGAUUCCUUUGAGGACCGCUAAAGAUGCACUUAAUAGAGUUUUGGGACAAGGAAACACCGUAGCAGGAGCACUCAGAAGACUUGAAAUUUCUUUACAAAAGAAGCCUAAGCACGCGUUUGACUUGUGGAAGAACUUUAACCAAGCUGUCAAAGAUAAGAAAGUACUAGACUCUCUGAAUGCCACCAAGCUUAAAGACUGCUUAUCUAAGAUCCCAGUCCGCACAUUGAGAAACAGCUUUAAUAGCAUUGCAACAACUAAAGACAGACUGAUAUCUGCCCUUAAAGCUUUAGCCAGAAGAGCUGACAGGAUGCCUAAACUUGCCUUCGAUAAGCUAGCUAAAAAUGCUCACCAAGGUAAAGCUGAUGACUUGAAAGGAGAACUCAAAGGUCAACAAUUAAAGAACGUCCUCAGAAAAAUCCCAGCCAGAACCUUAAGAAAUGCUUACCAAAAUCUAUGUCCAGGCCUCAGUGCUGAGCUUAGAGGUGAAAAACUCAGAGCAGCCCUCAAUAAGAUCCCAGCCCGCACUUUGAGAUCUGCGUUUAACCCUAUUGUUCUUGACAACUCUGAAAAGGUUAAAUCAGUCUUUAGGAACCUUGCCAUUAUGUAUGACCAAAAACCUAGAGAUGCCCUAAACAGAUGGAAACUAGCUUGCCAAAAGAAAAAGGUGGCGGAUUCUGAUAAGAAGCUCAAAGGAGUCAUGCUGAAGAGCGCUCUUGAUAAGCCAGUUAGAAAAGCUGUAAGAUCUGGCAGAGACAAAUGUCAAAUCAGUGAAAAGACCAAAGCAGCGCUUAAAGCUUUAUCUUAUAGGUGUGAAAAACUCCCACAAGACAGCAUAAGAAAAUGGGCUGAAAAUGUUUUAGGCAAAAAAGCAGCUGCUAUCCAGGAGCGCAUGAGGUCUGAAAAACUGAGAUCAGCACUAUUUAGGAUCUCACAAAGGGUCCUUAAAGAGUCUGAGUCUAGGAUUGUAGCUAAAACAAGCCGCGUCAAGUUUAUUCUGGUAAGUCUUGCUUUAAGAGCACAAAGACGCUCAAGAGAAGCCUUCGACAAAUUAAGAAGCAACGUCCACAACUCAAUUAAAAACCAAAUUGCUACCAAACUGGACGGUGAAAAACUUCGCCAGACCUUAGACGCCAUCCCAAGACGAAUCCUCAAGAACUGCUUAUUAAGAAUCGUAGGGGGAGGUUCUCUCGUAGCAGGUGCCUUAGCUAGAUUUAACGAACACCUCAACAAGAUCAAGCGUUUCGCAGUCUUUAAAUGGAGAGUGGUAAACGAUGCUGAAAAGCAUGUGAACAGGUAUAGACUUGUAGCUUCCUUAUUCGCCAAACUGCAGCAAGGAUCCAGAUUUAACCUCCGCAUGGCCUUCAAGAUGUGGACUAAUGAUAAAAUGCAAAGAAUAAUCCAAAGCUUAAGGAAAAUCAACUUAAUCGCAGAAGACGGCGCUAGAAGAGCUAUAGGACACUGGUUUGCCCAGUCUAUGAAAAUCAAAGGAGCCCUUCUUGCUAAAUAUGCCCCUGCUCUACAAAACUUGUUCAAGCUUAGAGAAAAAUGCCUUUCCCGCAACAUAAAUAAUGGCUUUAGGACUUGGCUGAAUGCAAUAGACAGGAACAAGAUCAAGAGAAGAACUAUUUCUAAGGUUAUGAGAAACCUUGUAGGGCUGCAAAAAGGAGGCAUUGAGACACUCAGAGAAAGAGUCUUGAAGCUGAAAAUGAUCAAGAAAGUAAACGGAGCCUACUUGAUAUCAAGAAUUAUGGAAGCCAAGGCGAAAAUCAUGAUGAGAGGAAGACUUAGCAUAUGGUCACAAGAUGAAAAGAUGAGGAUUUUGAGGUUGAAGAAGAAAUAUCUUCUAAGCAUGAUCAAUUUAUCUAGCAUUUCUUACCAAACAUCGGUGUGGAGAUGGAAGUACGUGAUUACCAGACAUGGAGUUGAGCUGCAUCCUAAGCAAACCCUCAUGUGGGAACGUAUAAUAAGAGUUGGAAACCAAUACCAAAGACGUCUCAAGCAGUUCGCUAUGUUUAAGCUUAUUUUGACUUAUAGAACUGCUCUGCCGAUACAUAACCGCCAAUCAGUGCAGCUUGCAGUCAGCUCUUUGUUGCGCGCUAGCAAUAUGUCUCGAGAUGGAAGAAUGAGCGCUGCAAUGCCAAACUUGCGUGAAGGCAUCAACUUUAGGACCCCAUCCCCAGAAAGACCUACAACUGCCAUGGAUACUUCUAUAUCAAUCCCUAUAACAACGACAGCUUCACAAGGAAGAAGCAGCAUGGAAGAGCCAAUGUCAGGGAAAAUGUCCAAAGAAGAAAUCGCUGAGCUCAGCAAGAAUGGAGCAACUGAAGUCAUCUGUCUGCAGCUCAGAGAAGUUAGGGUAAGACAGCUUGCAAUUGGAUUUUCUUCAAUCGCUUCUUAUAGCAGACAAGUUGGACUGUUUGAAGAUGAAAGGACAAGACUUAUAGAGUCAAUAAAUGAGCUGAGAUAUGAUAAGCAUAGCUUGCUUGAAGAUAAUACAGCACUGAGACACCACAAUGAAGCUUUAAUAGAAAGUUUAGAAGCCACAAAUAUGAAUUUCCACGCCCUUACGCUACAGCUGGAUCAGAUGAGGCUUGGAAGAAUGGUGAGAGUUAUAUCAAAGAUGAUUGAGAUACCAGUGCUUGAAGCUUUAAUUGUGUUGAGACACAACGCUGGAAUCUUAAGUCCUUAA
Blepharisma stoltei is the source of this 20214-nucleotide messenger RNA. Lineage: Eukaryota; Ciliophora; Heterotrichea; Heterotrichida; Blepharismidae. The record is from the annotation of a GenBank genome assembly.